AAUUUGGUAGAGUUGAACUACGCCCGAAGCUAGGGGCGAACAAGGUCGCGCCCGAAAGCCACGGUCUUGAGGUGAUUACGAUGGUCCCUGAAAGGGACGCGACCUUCGGUCCUACUUUUCUUUCAAUAGGAGGCAGCGAACAAGUGCCCAAUCGUGGAACCCAGCCGUCCCCUUCCGAUUUGUCUCGGUUUCAGUCUGUCGUUUCUCGGGACAAAAUUUCGCUUACUAAAAUUCCGCUCACUCUCGUGAGUCGUGAAGGCUGAGAAAAAGAACUUACCAAACGCCACAAAGUAUAUAGUACAGUAAUUUCACCAGCAACACGAUUUUGAUUUCAUAGCAAUUUGAGUUUCCGUGGAUACUUUCUGGCAUAGAGAGUUGGCAACCUUGAGGUCGACACUUGCACACUUGCGGACGCGGGAAAAGCAGUAAUGCAAUCGCAACAUGAACGAGAAAUUCCACGAAAUUGCAGAAUGCUUUCGUUUAAAUCGCAUAAAACGUUGUCGUCAUCUUCUUACUCAGCUAAAGCCAGACGAAGACGCAGCAGGUGAACUCAUCACUGUACACAACAUAAAAGUUUGUGAGGUCGAGGUAAAUAUGCGGAACAGUGAGGUCCAAACAUCGCCGUCUGACUUACUGAGGUUGUUUGAACAACUGCAAGACACAACUGACAGUCGCUUAUUCAGCCUAUCCUGUGGCGUAUUCUACAACGAAUCCACAUGUUCUGAGAUACACACAGCUAAGUUAAGACAACACUGUGUUAUCCUACUAAAGAAAGCAUUACAUCUUUGUGGUUUCGCACCACUGGACCUUGUCAGAGAAGAGGAACUGGUAUCAACUUUCAGGCGCAUUGCGGAAUGCCUCAUGACAGAGAAGAAAGAAGCACUUUGGUUCCUUAAACUAGCAAUCAAUGGUUUUGUUAAACGUCUCUUAGACGAAAGGCAACUGAACGAGGGUCUCCUAUGGCUGUCUGCUGCUUCAACUGUCAGCAUCCCUCAAGAGCAGGAAGACUGGCUGCGGGUCGUCCACCAGGCUGACCACUCCUCCUUGUUGUCACUGGAGAGCAUCUUAAAUGCGAUUGGGCACUACGUCUGCGGUCAGCUGUCCGCUGCUGACAGUUCCCUCCAGCAGGUGGACUGUCCAGCUCUUCACCCUCACCUGGCUUAUUUUAGAGGCGCACAAAUAUCCUCCACGCGUCCUGCAGCCCAUCUCGCGUGGGAGCGGAAGAUGCCGGUGGACGCCGCGGUCGUGGAUUCGGUGGGCGGGUCGUCCUUGUACAACCUCGCUGGUUGCUGGUUGGCUGGACAGGAGAAGCUGGCGUCUGCCCUCGAGUAUUUCUACAUGGCCCUGAGGCGAGACCCACAAAACCUGCUGGCACUGUGGAACGUCGCGACAUGCUUCAGAAGGAAGGGGCUACCAGACAUCGAGCUUCUUCGUCUGCUCUCCGAGGAAGCUUUCAAAAUGCGUCACCAGAAGGCAGUGCUGCUGUGCAGCGUUCGCAAGCUGCAGGUGUCUCUGGGCACUGUAACACCCUGGCUUUCGCUGCUGUAUCACAUUGCCUAUCACUUCCAGUGUCGAGGGCUCUACCAGAUUGCGGCCAUACACUACGGACAGAUAUGCGAGGCCUUCCUGGACGAUCGCUGCACCAAGGACGACUCCUCCGUCGUGGACAGCCUGCCGGUUCCUGCUUUGCCGGAAAUCGUAGAGCAGCGGGCCUUCUGUUUACUGAAGAGCGGUCUGUACGAGAGCUGCCGCGACGUCUGCAGUGCGACGAUUGCGUCGAACGAGCUGCCGCUGAGGUUCUACCGAGGCGUGGCUCUUGCUCGGCUGGAGAAAUUCGAUGCCGCCCUCGACGACCUUCACUGCGUCCUCGGGAAGCUGGAUCCGCAGGAGAAGCUGUUUUGGUGUCAGGUCCAUGUCAACGUAGGGCUGGUGUACGCCCUGCAGGAUCGACUCCAUGACGCUUUCGACCAUCUCGGCAGAGCUUUCGACUCGGCGCCAGGCAACAUGGACGCUGCUUACAGUCUGGCAUUCCUUCACUCACGAUUCGGCAACAUAGAAACGGCCCAGAACAUCUGGGCAAAGUUCAAGGCCACGGGCAACACGAAUAGUGCACAGGUGGAAGAACUGGAAAAAACCUUAGCGUGCACCACAAGGUGACGCUGAGUAAGAUGCGAUGUGUGUUUCACGAGACUUGGACAAUAUAGUUCGCAAGUUGUGCAUUGCCUGCACAAAAGCGCUAUGUAUCUCGUUCAUCUCUCUACGUGUAAAUAUGUCGUAAUUUGUAAGUACAUAUCUGUAUUGAAUGUGCAUUGUACAUCCGUGUCUUGCUCACGUCUGUUACGUGUAUUUUAUACGUUCUUUUCAAUCAUAAACGGUUAUAAAACUUUG
Ornithodoros turicata is the source of this 2388-nucleotide messenger RNA. RefSeq lists its product as uncharacterized. The coding region runs from base 442 to 2157 and encodes 571 amino acids. Lineage: Eukaryota; Metazoa; Arthropoda; Arachnida; Ixodida; Argasidae. The record is from RefSeq and is a predicted model, not a curated record. The transcript has 12 exons. Gene Ontology annotation, molecular function: protein binding.